Molecule: messenger RNA, 2517 nt
Organism: Cryptomeria japonica (Japanese cedar)
Lineage: Eukaryota; Viridiplantae; Streptophyta; Pinopsida; Cupressales; Cupressaceae
Product: L-type lectin-domain containing receptor kinase IX.1-like
Exons: 2
Coding region: 65-2071 (668 amino acids)
Biological process (GO): protein phosphorylation
Cellular component (GO): plasma membrane
Molecular function (GO): carbohydrate binding; protein kinase activity; ATP binding
Source: RefSeq, a predicted model, not a curated record
UCUGAUAUUCCCUUACUCGAAUAUGUGAUUAGUUUAUGCCCUUUACCUCAGGGUUGUUUGCUAAAUGGGUAAGCCUAACUUUCGCCAAACAAUUGCUAUGUUUUGUAUGGUCAGUGCAAUGAGUACCCUGUCUAUCUCCAUUUUGAUGGUCCAGUCGGCAGGCGUGAACUUCAGCUUUCCUGAAUUCAACAGAUGCAAUACAAGCGACAUUCUUUGUGUUUUAGACGCUACAAUAUCAGCGCAUGGAUUCCAUCUUACAAAUAGUUCAAGUGCUUCCUAUAAAUUGACCAACAGAACUGCAGGUAGAGUUGUUUACAAUCAGACCAUUCGGCUUUCUUCUCUAGCCAGCUUUACGACGCACGUGCAGUUUGUUAUGAAAUAUUAUAAAAUGAACCCCCAUGAUCAUGGAGGUCAUGGAAUCGCUUUCUUAAUGGCAUCAAAAGAAAUCGCGACUCAGGGGAGAAGUUGCUCCUACGCUGGGCUUCCAGGAAAUGGAUCAUAUCUCUCAGCGGACGCAUUCGCUGUUGAAUUUAGUAGCCGUACUUCCCGAGUCAACACAAAAGUUGGUAAUGCUCGCCCUAUAGGUUACAGUUCUACCCAGUUAAAUAAAAAUUUAAAUGAUGGUACUUUGUGGAAUGCACGUAUAGAUUAUGACGGUAUAAGAAAAUACCUGCAAAUAUUCUUGUCCAAUGCCUCCAAUAGCUCAGUGUCCCAAACAGAUCCGGUUUUAGCGCAUUCUUUUGAUUGCUCAAAGUAUCUUCCUGAUAACCUUGUAGUAGCGAUUUCUGCUUCUGCUCAUAAAUCCUUUGAGACACACACAAUCCUUUCAUGGAGCUUCAAUACUAAGAUAAAAUCUAAGAAAUCUUCCAUGAAAAGAAUAAUUGUGACGACCGUAGUGACUUCUUUUACUUUAGUAGUAGUAAUAGUUAUGUGCGUCUUGUUUUCCAUUGCCAAAAAGAAGAGGAGAUUGGGAAGUGUGAACAAACAAACAGGUGAAGAUAAUGAAAUAGAGAUUGACAUGCUUGUAGACAAGGGUCCACGUAGGUAUAAGUUGGAGGAUCUCAAGGCUGGAACCAACAAUUUCAGUGAAACUUUAAAGCUGGGGCAGGGAGGAUUCGGUGGUGUGUACAAAGGCGUUAUAGGAGAAGCAAAUGAAGUUGUAGCUGUCAAGCGCAUCUCACAAGGGUCAAGACAGGGGUUAAAAGAAUUCAUCUCUGAAAUAAGCGUUGUUAGUCGAGUAAGACAUCGAAACCUGGUUCAGCUUUUGGGAUGGUGUCAUGAGAAAGGCGAAUUACUUUUGGUUUACGAGUAUAUGUCCAAUAGAAGCCUAGACAAACACCUUUUCAUCAAAGGAGACAUUCCCCCACUGCAGUGGAGUCACAGGUAUCGAAUAGCUUUGGAAAUAGCUUCUGGACUGCUAUAUCUCCAUGAAGAAAGGGCUCACUGUAUUGUACACAGAGAUGUAAAAUCCAGCAACGUUAUGCUUGACUGCGAUUUCAAUGCAAAGCUUGGGGAUUUCGGUUUGGCGCGCAUGUUGGAGCACAAUCGUUUGUCUCAAACCACAAUGGCAGCUGGAACCCUCGGUUACCUAGCUCCUGAGUGUGUGAUCACAGGAAGAACAAGCCCUGAAUCAGAUGUUUACGGCUUCGGUGCUGUGGCCAUAGAAAUCGCUACAGGAAGGAGAGCAGUAGAUUUGAGAUUGCAAGAACAUAAUAUGAAGCUUGUGGAGUGGGUAUGGGAUCUAUAUGGUCAAGACAAAAUUUUGGAUGCUGCAGAUGAGAAGUUAAAUGGGGAGUUUGAGAAGGCAGAAAUGGAACAAUUGACAGCGAUAGGGUUGUGGUGGUCUCAUCCAGAUCCAACUGCAAGACCCAAAAUGACGCAAGUGGUAAAGUUGCUGAAGAUGGAAGGUCAAAUGCCUAAUCUUCCUCGAGAAAUACCUGUACCAAGGUAUGCUGCAUUUCAUGGAGCCAACCUUUCAGUUCCUUCUUCAUUUAUAACGGAGACUUCCAAUGCACUCCCAUCUCUUGCUUCCACAUCUCAAUCAGGUAAAUCAUCUCAAGUCUCCUCUUGAGAAUUUUCAAGCACAACUCCCCUCGUUGUGCAUUUAUAAAAGGAAGCACAGGAGCUGUCUAUCACUACUCAACCUUUACAAUCUUCUACUCUCGAUUUGAAGCAAACAAUGAAAUCUCGAGCAAUUGGAUUGCCAGUUGCUAUGUCAGUUUCUCCUUUAUUAUUUGCUCUCCCAGACAUAUUUUUUAAUUGAAGAAAAUAUGUUUCAGAAAAGCUACUUGGAAUAUCCUGUAAUCUCUCUGUUCUUGAAACUCGUGUUGUAUUGGUAAAAUUUAUUAGAUGUGAUCCAUUUCGCCUGUUAAAUCCGGUCUUGUCUUUAUUUGCUGCAAAGUCCUUAUACUGCUGGUAUAGCCAGCCUGUUCAUCGAAUUGGCUCAAAGUUUCCUUUCAAACCUUUUUAUUUUGCAAUAUAUUGCGCAUGAUUUAUUUAGACAGCUACUCUAUUAAG